UCUCCCACACAAUGGGGUUUUAUCAAGUCACAAGAGAGAUGUGUUUAGCAAUGUGUUGGAAUAUAUAUGUAGCGGUUAGCGAGGCAGGUAGAGGUGUAGUGACCUUGGUGUCUGGUAACAGUGAUCACUCAAGUCACCGCAGUAGUAUGGCGACGCUGCUCAACCUCCGCUUCACAAAUACCCUACACUCUGUCUGCAGGACUUCCCUCUUCCGCCUCUUACCACCACAACUUAGAACAAUGUCCAUUAAGGUUGGAGAUGAAAUUCCCAGUGUGGAUCUUUUUGAGGAGACUCCAGCAAAUAGUGUCAACACUCGUGAUUUGUGUGCAGGACGCAAAAUCCUCAUAUUUGCUGUUCCUGGAGCAUUUACCCCUGGUUGUUCCAAGACUCAUCUCCCUGGUUAUAUAUCCCAAGCUGAUGCAAUAAAAAACAAGGGCAUUGAAGAGAUUGCUUGUGUUGCAGUAAAUGACCCAUUUGUAAUGGCAGCAUGGGGUGAAUGUAAGGGUGCAGGAGACAAGGUUCGUAUGCUUGCUGAUACCAAUGGUGAAUUUACCAAAGCAGUUGGACUUGAUCAAGAUUUGGCUGUUUUAGGGGGCUUAAGGUCAAAACGCUAUUCCAUGAUUGUUGAAGAUGGUAAAGUUGCUCAACUCAAUGUGGAACCUGAUGGAAAAGGUCUUUCUUGCUCAUUGGCUGAAAAUACUUUGGCUAAGUUGUAGAGUACUUUUCUAACUAAUAUAUCCAUUUGUUGCAAAAUUCAACAGAGAUCAUGCUUAACAAACUCUUGAAAAUAUUGGUAUUGUAGAGAUUGUAAUAAUUUUCUUCCAGUUUACAGUUUCAUCAAAGAAUGUGUGUUAUCAGCCAAUUAUACAAUGUUGUUUUCAUUUUGGCAGCUCCAUUAAAGAAUACUAGUAUCUACUAAUUGUCUACCAAAUAUUGCCUAAGCAUUUUUUUUUGGGUUGUAGAGCAAUUCAUUAGUCAUGUAUAGAUAAAUUGCUUGCUCUAUUCACUACAAAGAGUAGCUCUUUAGUGAUUGUGGCAAAUUUUGGUAUCUCUAAUGAUUCUUCUUUCAACGCUCUCGCCGUAUUCCACCGAGGCGGGGUGGCCCAAAAGGAAAAACGAAAGCUUCUCCUUUUACAUUUAGUAAUAUAUACAGGAGAAGGGGUUAUUAGCCCCUUGCUCCAUCUCUAAUGAUUAUUGUAACAAAUUUUGUUAGUGCACUUCCAUUACCAUUGAUUUUGUAUAGAUUAUUGGAACUAAUGGGGAGGUGCACAUAAUGCAAUUUUUCCUUCCUUCAGAUAUUGUCAUGCAUUGAGAAUUUUCUUCUGUCUAUUAAAUCAUGAGAUUAUUGCUUCAGUUUUAUUACAGUAUAUUUCUAAUUUUAUAAGCAAGUACGGGGCCUGCACUCUGAAGGAUGGGUGAGGGUGCUACUGUCCGGUGGUCAUUUAAAUUGGGAUUCCUAUUUACUUUUGAAAAGACAGCUUGAGAAUGAGUCUGGCUCCCAUGUCAUUGUCUGUUCAGUAACGGAACUUGGUUGAAUUGAGUAAUUGUUUAUUUGAUUCAACUGUUUUCUUUUUCUUUCCUUUUCCUUUCAUUGCCUUGCUGGAAAAAGGACACUGAAAAAGAAAAGACUGUAGGAUUCCCUUUGAACAGCAUUUUAAUGCCGUUCAGAGUGAAUUUAGUUAAAAAUUAGGAUACAGAUGGAAAAUCUUGUUUCACAAUCUCUUGGAGAUGCCAGAUCUUUCUUAAAGAACCUCGUUUCUUAAAUUAAUUAUAGUACAAUACCAUAUAUACAACAUAUCUACCUUUCAGAUGAUGGUAUACACUAGCAAGGAAUUAUUAAAUUUUAGUAUAUUUCAUAUCCCAAUAAUAAUCUCUCAUUCUUUCAGUAUUUCUUUCCAGAAAUAUAUUCGGUAUAUAAGUAAUAAGUAAUACAUAUUUUAUGAAAAAGAGGAUAAAUAAAUAUACAAGGUAUGAUGUAGCACGUAAUGAAAGUAGUUUAUUAGAUUAUGUAUUGGUGGAUAAAAGGUUGAUGGGUAGGCUCCAGGAUGUACAUGUUUAUAGAGGGGCAACUGAUAUAUCGGAUCAUUAUUUAGUUGUAGCUACAGUUAGAGUAAGAGGUAGAUGGGAAAAGAGGAAGGUGGCAACAACAAGUAAGAGGGAAGUGAAAGUGUAUAAACUAAGGGAGGAGGAAGUUCGGGUGAGAUAUAAGCGACUAUUGGCAGAAAGGUGGGCUAGUGCAAAGAUGAGUAGUGGGGGGGUUGAAGAGGGUUGGGAAUAGUUUUAAAAAUGCAGUAUUAGAAUGUGGGGCAGAAGUUUGUGGUUAUAGGAGGGUGGGGGCAGGAGGAAAGAGGAGUGAUUGGUGGAAUGAUGAAGUAAAGGGUGUGAUAAAAGAGAAAAAGGUAGCUUAUGAGAGGUUUUUACAAAGCAGAAGUGUUAUAAGAAGAGCAGAGUAUAUGGAGAGUAAAAGAAAGGUAAAGAGAGUGGUGAGAGAGUGCAAAAGGAGAGCAGAUGAUAGAGUGGGAGAGGCACUGUCAAGAAAUUUUAAUGAAAAUAAGAAAAAAUUUUGGAGUGAGUUAAACAAGUUAAGAAAGCCUAGGGAAAAUAUGGAUUUGUCAGUUAAAAACAGAGUAGGGGAGUUAGUAGAUGGGGAGAUGGAGGUAUUGGGUAGAUGGCGAGAAUAUUUUGAGGAACUUUUAAAUGUUAAGGAAGAAAGGGAGGCAGUAAUUUCAUGCACUGGUCAGGGAGGUAUACCAUCUUUUAGGAGUGAAGAAGAGCAGAAUGUAAGUGUGGGGGAGGUACGUGAGGCAUUACGUAAAAUGAAAGGGGGUAAAGCAGCUGGAACUGAUGGGAUCAUGACAGAAAUGUUAAAAGCAGGGGGGAUAUAGUGUUGGAGUGGUUGGUACUUUUGUUUAAUAAAUGUAUGAAAGAGGGGAAGGUACCUAGGGAUUGGCAGAGAGCAUGUAUAGUCCCUUUAUAUAAAGGGAAAGGGGACAAAAGAGACUGUAAAAAUUAUAGAGGAAUAAGCUUACUGAGUAUACCAGGAAAAGUGUACGGUAGGGUUAUAAUUGAAAGAAUUAGAGGUAAGACAGAAUGUAGGAUUGCGGAUGAGCAAGGAGGUUUUAGAGUGGGUAGGGGAUGUGUAGAUCAGGUGUUUACAUUGAAGCAUAUAUGUGAACAGUAUUUAGAUAAAGAUAGGGAAGUUUUUAUUGGAUUUAUGGAUUUAAAAAAAGGCAUAUGAUAGAGUGGAUAGAGGAGCAAUGUGGCAGAUGUUGCAAGUAUAUGGAAUAGGUGGUAAGUUAUUAAAUGCUGUAAAGAGUUUUUAUGAGGAUAGUGAGGCUCAGGUUAGGGUGUGUAGAAGAGAGGGAGACUACUUCCCGGUAAAAGUAGGUCUUAGACAGGGAUGUGUAAUGUCACCAUGGUUGUUUAAUAUAUUUAUAGAUGGGGUUGUAAAGGAAGUAAAUGCUAGGGUGUUUGGGAGAGGGUGGGAUUAAAUUAUGGGGAAUCAAAUUCAAAAUGGGAAUUGACACAGUUACUUUUUGCUGAUGAUACUGUGCUUAUGGGAGAUUCUAAAGAAAAAUUGCAAAGGUUAGUGGAUGAGUUUGGGAAUGUGUGUAAAGGUAGAAAGUUGAAAGUGAACAUAGAAAAGAGUAAGGUGAUGAGGGUGUCAAAUGAUUUAGAUAAAGAAAAAUUGGAUAUCAAAUUGGGGAGGAGGAGUAUGGAAGAAGUGAAUGUUUUCAGAUACUUGGGAGUUGACGUGUCGGCGGAUGGAUUUAUGAAGGAUGAGGUUAAUCAUAGAAUUGAUGAGGGAAAAAAGGUGAGUGGUGCGUUGAGGUAUAUGUGGAGUCAAAAAACGUUAUCUAUGGAGGCAAAGAAGGGAAUGUAUGAAAGUAUAGUAGUACCAACACUCUUAUAUGGGUGUGAAGCUUGGGUGGUAAAUGCAGCAGCGAGGAGACGGUUGGAGGCAGCGGAGAUGUCCUGUUUAAGGGCAAUGUGUGGUGUAAAUAUUAUGCAGAAAAUUCGGAGUGUGGAAAUUAGGAGAAGGUGUGGAGUUAAUAAAAGUAUUAGUCAGAGGGCAGAAGAGGGGUUGUUGAGGUGGUUUGGUCAUUUAGAGAGAAUGGAUCACAGUAGAAUGACAUGGAAAGCAUAUAAAUCUAUAGGGGAAGGAAGGCGGGGUAGGGGUCGUCCUCGAAAGGGUUGGAGAGAGGGGGUAAAGGAGGUUUUGUGGGUAAGGGGCUUGGACUUCCAGCAAGCGUGCGUGAGCGUGUUAGAUAGGAGUGAAUGGAGACGAAUGGUACUUGGGACCUGACGAUCUGUUGGAGUGUGAGCAGGGUAAUAUUUAGUGAAGGGAUUCAGGGAAACCGGUUAUUUUCAUAUAGUCGGACUUGAGUCCUGGAAAUGGGAAGUACAAUGCCUGCACUUUAAAGGAGGGGUUUGGGAUAUUGGCAGUUUGGAGGGAUAUGUUGUGUAUCUUUAUAUGUUUAUGCUUCUAGACUGUUGUAUUCUGAGCACCUCUGCAAAAACAGUGAUAAUGUGCGAGUGUGGUGAAAGUGUUGAAUGAUGAUGAAAGUAUUUUCUUUUUGGGGAUUUUCUUUCUUUUUUGGGUCACCCUGCCUCGGUGGGAGACGGCCGACUUGUUGAAAAAAAAAAAAAAAAAAAAAAAUGAGAUCUGUAACAAUACUGCAUUUAGGUGUAUUUUUCUUGAUUUGUUUCUGUAUGCAAUAAUUAUUGGACCCAGACAUUAAGGUUGGAAUCAUUGUGUGUGUGUGUGUGUGGGGGGGGGGGGGGGAAGAAUAAAGAGAGAAUAUAUACUACGAAAAAAAUACUCAUUUUCUUUUGUACGGUACUAUCAUCACUGUGUAUUAAUGUUCAAGAUAUUACCAAAGUUAUCAUUUUGCUUAAUGUAAAUAUUGCCAAGAAUAGUCUUGAAAAGUUAUUGUUAUUCCAUGGCUUCUUGUGGAAGACAUCAUUCUGAUCUGUCUUUUAGAAAUGUUGCUUUUUGUAUAUUGAUUUCUAUAGAAUGAUGUUGACCAUGUAUCUGCAGGAAGAGAUUUGUCAUAUUAAACUGACCAUGGAGCUUCUUUAGAGUUAAAUACGAGUUUUUUUUACUUUUGUACCUGAGGGAAAUUUAUCCUGGAAACUUGCCUUACUAUGUACAAAAUCAUAUUACAUAAUAUGCUUAAAACUGGAUAAAGCUCACCUGGUACUAAAAUUUCUUUUGUGAAAUGAAGGACCGUGUUCUGUAGUAUUCUGUUAAUAAAGAUUGAUUCCAGUU
Cherax quadricarinatus is the source of this 5272-nucleotide messenger RNA. The record is from RefSeq and is a predicted model, not a curated record. Lineage: Eukaryota; Metazoa; Arthropoda; Malacostraca; Decapoda; Parastacidae.